Molecule: messenger RNA, 318 nt
Organism: Rangifer tarandus platyrhynchus (Svalbard reindeer)
Lineage: Eukaryota; Metazoa; Chordata; Mammalia; Artiodactyla; Cervidae
Source: the annotation of a GenBank genome assembly
AUGAGCAUCUGUAUCCCCACCUCCAAGAGAGAAAUGAAAAACGCCAAAAAAAAAAAAGAAACACGCCGAGGCCCGGGGAGACCCCCGGGGCGUCCCCUGCGCCCUCCCUCCGAAGGGGCCUUCAUCCUGAGCCUGGCCUUCGGGAGCCUGUGUGUGGCGUCACAGCGUUGCCGUGCUGACCCGUGUCCCUGGGCGGGCCCCUUCACCCCUGUAAGGAUGUGGGGUCUUAGCUCCCCGAUCAGGAACUCCCCUGCAUUGGAAACACCAAGUCUUCUCCCUGACCAGGAGCUCCCCUGCACUGGAAACACUGAGUCUUAA